Mytilus californianus (California mussel) is the source of this 15656-nucleotide messenger RNA. Its product is annotated as sacsin-like. Gene Ontology annotation, molecular function: Hsp70 protein binding. Bases 97 to 13197 code for a protein of 4366 amino acids. The transcript has 10 exons. NCBI's taxonomy places the organism in Eukaryota, Metazoa, Mollusca, Bivalvia, Mytilida, Mytilidae. The record is from RefSeq and is a predicted model, not a curated record.
ACUCAUCACACAUCACUUAGUACUAGAACUGUCAGUACGAGAAUGAGAGAAGAACAUUUAAUACAGACAAUAUUCACAUAGGAAACAAAGGGGACGAUGGCAGAAGACGUUUUAGAGCCUGAAUAUGAUGGUAUAAUUAGGAAUACGCUUAUUGAGGACCUCAAUAAGAUUUUAUAUACCUACUCCAAUGACGGACAAAUUCUAAAGGAGUUGAUUCAAAACGCAGAGGAUGCGGGUGCUAAUAAAAUUGCCAUACUUUACGAUGAGAGAAAUUCAAAUCUGAACGCCAAAGGUAGUAAACAAGAGUCACAAUAUUCCAAGUACUUUGAGGGCCCAGCAUUAAUUGUUUAUAAUAAUGAAGAAUUUUCUGAAGCUGACUGGAAAGGGAUUCGUCGAAUCGGUACAAGUAUUAAAAAACUUGAUCCAUCAAAAGUAGGACGAUUUGGAUUGGGUUUUAAGUCGGUAUUCCAUAUCACUGAUUACCCUAUGAUUAUGAGUGGACGUCUUUUGAUGAUUCUUGAUCCAUAUCGAGAUGAAACUAGGUGCUGUAUAACCCUUGAAUUGUCAAAACUUAAGUUAUACAGUGGUAUGAAUGAGUGCUAUGACGCCUUAUUUCAAGUAUUUGAUUUUGGACAGAAUGUGUUAGAUGCUGGAUAUUACAAAGGAACGAUGUUUAGAUUUCCUCUGCGUAAAGAAGCAACAGAACUGUCAGAUUCUGUUUACAACACAGAAAAGAUCAACAAUCUACUAAGGGUGUUAAAAAAAGAAGCUUCCCUAACACUACUUUUCCUGAAGUCUCUGGAAGAAGUAUCCCUGUAUGAAUGUAUGGACUCCCUAGAUGAACAAAAUCCUGAUUACAUGGUAGCAAUCGGUGGUUGUACAAGCGAAAUUGCAAAACAAUCUAGGAACACAAUGCAAUACAAAACCAUUCCAGAUGAGCCUUUUGUCAAUGUGUACGAAUUGGUAUUGGUAACGACUUGCAAAAGACAACUAGAAGAUCAGAAAUGGUUAGUAAUAAAUCGGUUAGAAGGAAUAUCCGACGCUUCUGAAGACCUGUUGAAACUAGCUACAAAGCUUUCUUACCUGCCUUGUGUAGGAAUUGCAGUACCUGUGUUAUCAAGUGACACGUUUACGGGACAUAUUUUCUGUUUUUUACCUUUGCCGAUGCAAGCUGUUAGUAUGACUAAACUACCUGUACAUAUCAACGGUACGUUUGCACUCAGCGAGGAUCGCAAACAAUUGAAAUGGGCAGACAAAUUUUCAGAAAGUAACAAAGAGGAUUCAGUACAGUGGAAUGAAUUGAUGGUGUCUACCGUUCUCCCAAAGGUUUACAUUGAUUUGAUUAUGGAAAUUCGAAAACGGAAUGAUGAACAUUUGAUGUUUAGAUGUAUUCCUGAUCCGUUGGAAAUUGACAUUAGAUUUGAAGAAUGUAUCAGCAAGCUGUUUAGAAAUUUAAAAGAUGCACCAUUUCUAUAUUCUAAAAGCGGCGGAGGAAGAUGGAUUCGUCUGCAAGAUGCAGUUUUUCAAAUUUUCGCAGAAAAUACAGAUGAGGACAUCAGAGAAACACUUAUAUACACCAUGAGACAAUACAACAGUUGUUUGGUAGAUACGAAAGGAUAUGAACGAAUGUAUGGUAUUCUCACCAAGGCCUUUGGUCAGCAACCACAAGACGCAUCACCGCAGUUCAUUUCUGAGAGGCUUUUGAAGAUAGAACCUGCAUACAAGACUUUCGAAGAGAAGCACAAAUUGAAUCUGUUGGUCUAUUUGAUUUCCAGUAGAGAAGAUGACCUACUUAAAUCACUAGAACUUCUACCAUUAGCAAACGGAGCAUUCAUCAAGUUUGCAACGAAUACAGAUUCAAAUAUUUUUGUUUGUUCCUCCAUUGUUAGGCAGCUAUGUCCUGGUAUAGAAGAUAGAUUAGUACGAACAGUUUCUGAUCAAGUCGAUGAAUUGAUUCUCAGACUAGCAAGAUCAGGAAGGACCCAAUUGAUAGAACCGAGUGAAAUUGAUGUCCUUCAGCUUAUAUCAAAAUCAAUAGAAAAGAUACAAGGACAAAGUCAGGACAAUAGGACGUUAAGAUGGCAGAAACAAUGGCAAUUAAAUGAAAAAUGGUUGAUGUCUGUUUGGGAAUAUUUAAGGCGGGAAGGGGUUCAUCUUCCACAUGACCUAUUUAUUUUACCCCAUUAUGACAAACAACUUGAAUCCUACUAUCUUCUUAGACUAAGCCAACCCCUGAUUGUUGAGUCAGAUGAUCGAUACGCUCUACCGGCAUCAGUUGUGAGAUGUUUGAAAAAAAUUGGAGUCACUGUUUUGAAUCCUCUUCCAUAUUAUAUCAACUGUUGUCAAGAAAUAUACGACAAGUAUGUAGAGAGACCAACGGUUAAUGGAGUAUUGAAACUUGUAGCAGAGGUCUGCCAGAAACAUGUGAGAAACUUCAACGACAACGUCCAAAGUUCAGACAAGGAAGAAUUUGUUAAUUUUAUAGGUUCCAACUACUCUUUGAACAGUGCUAAAAAUGUUUUAAAAAAGUUGAAAAUGUUUAACUGCAAUAUACCUGACUGUUAUGUUUCAAUUGAAGAUGUUUCGGAUAUCGCACCCGACGAUUUGCUGCCCGUGCCUUUACCAAACAAAUUGAUCAAACCCAAGACUAGCAUAGAGAAAAGUUUAGCAAUACACUUAGGUGCAAGGUAUUUAAGUUUGACAGAAGUUGUAGAAACAAUCCUUCACACAUAUAUUGGUAGAUCAUCCAACCACAAUGAUACUGAUAAGCAAAUAAUGAUGAAAUACGUUAUUGAAAAUAUGUCUUUAUUCCUACACAAUACUGAAAUAAAGAGUUUAGUCAGACAGGUUGAAUUUGUUAGAUCUGAAAACGGUGACAUAAGAAAACCAAAUGAACUGUUUGAUCCAACAGAUCACCAUCUUGUUCAAAUGUUCAACGACAAAAGAAAAUUUCCACAAAAUCAAGAAAUAACGUAUUUAAAUAUUCUAAAAACGUUUGGACUAAAGUCAUCCGCAAAUUUAAAUGCAACAGACAUCAACGAUGUUGCCAUGAGUAUCCACAGAAAAGCAUCAUUAGCACAAACACAAAAGACUAACAUUGCUGAAGAACAGGCAAAUGGACUCCUUAACAUAUUAAUGAAGAAUGAACAUCUUUUGGAAUCGUUUUACAACAAUAUAAAAUUAAAGGAUAUACUUGCUAACUUGAAAAUUAUUCGUCCAUUGAGAAAACCCAAAUCUUAUCCAGAAGUAUUGCAAUGGUUUGAUUGUCCAGAUGCUUUUUGUAAACCAAAUGAAAUGGUGGAUAAUGCUGAAAAUCUUGUCGGGUCGACAAUGCCACUUUUUCCAGAUUUGCCUAUCAAUUUCAUUCAGAAACUUAAUCCAAGCUGUCAAAUUAUACCUAUUGCUAAAGUAUUUGAACAGUUACUUCUCCUGGACAAGUCUUACAGUGAAAUGUACAAACCAGAAUUUCAUCAUUUCGUGAAACAAAUAUAUAGUUUUCUAAAUGAAGCUACAGUAGACAAGGCACUGAUUGGUUCGAUGAAGAACAGAUCCGUUGUAUGGACGGGAGAUGGGUUUUGUCAACCCCAGAAAAUUUAUUUAAAUAGUAGCAAUGAUGAUAUCCAUCUUGAACCGUACCUUUACCAGUUACCUGGGGAAUUUAUUUAUAUGAAAGACUUCUUUCAGCGACUUGGUUGCAAGAUUUGUCAGUCCCCUGAGGUUCUUGUAGAUGUCCAAGAGCAGAUCAAACAACAUCAUAUUCAGAUUCGAACAGAAAUGGAGUUUAGGAGGGAUUUACGUCACAAUAUAAACAUCCUUAGUUUCUUCAAGAGCCAUUGUCAUUGUGCAAUUGACUACAAUGUAUUAAUUCCUGUCGAAACUGAGGUCGAACAUCAGUUAGUGCUUAAACACAUCGAUAAAUGUGCUUACCGUAGUAGCCAUUGGUCCGAAGACGUUAAAAUUAUUGACGAAGAGGAACCUUUCGCCGUACAUCCGGAUAUAAGUUUUGCAGCAAGCAUUGGGAUAAAAUCAAUGGAAGAACACUAUUUAUCGGAUACUGGAGUACUUAAUUGGGAACAAGAAGUGUCUCUAGUCAGCAGAAUUAAAUCUCUGCUGAAAGGUUAUAGAGAUGGCCUAUCUGUUCCAAAGGAAUUGAUUCAGAAUGCAGACGAUGCAGGUGCAACAAAAGUAUGUUUCCUAUAUGAUGAACGAGAAAACUUGGACUGCAGAACUAAUCUUCUAAAUAAAGAGAUGGGUGAAUGUCAAGGCCCGGCUCUUUGGAUAUACAACAAUGCUCAGUUCUCUGAAACAGAUUUAAGGAAUAUAACGAAAGUAGAGGAAGAAACCAAAGAUCUUUCUAAAAUUGGUAAAUUUGGAGUUGGAUUUUGUUCCGUUUACAAUCUGACAGAUGUGCCAAGUUUUGUAUCUGGGAACACAAUGGUGUUCUUUGAUCCACAGGGAUCAUAUCUAAUGAAAAAUAAAACAAAAGGGAUGAGAAUUGAUAUGAAAUCACAGAAAAAUCAAAGGAUGCUUCACAGAUGGAGUGAUCAGUUCAAGCCAUUUAAAAACAUAUUCGGUUGUGACCUCAGCACUGACGGUGGUAGGAUUCCUCAUUUCGAUGGAACACUCUUUAGACUACCUCUCAGAACACGCCAACAGUCUAGCAGUGAAUUAAGCAGUAUAGUUUAUAGUCACGAUGAAAUGAGAGAAUUGUUGGAUAUUUUUAUAGAAAGUGCUGGAAACCUUCUAUUGUUUACUCAAAAUGUGAGCGAAAUUGAAAUUUUUCAUCUUUCUGAAAUCGAUACUAGAAGAAAAAAACUUAUCUUUAAAGUUUCUAGGAAUUUAAAAUGGCAUUUCCCGCUUACGUAUAAAGAAAACGAAGACGAUGAGAAAGAACAUAACAAAGUUCCAGUCUUGAAGAAUUGUUCACCAAAAAAUGAUAAUGCAUCGGUCAAGAAUGCUAGUUUUGGAACUUAUCAAUACAGUGCUGAAGUUGAAAUGAAAUUUAGAGAAACCGGAAAACAAUUUCAUGGACAGACUGGAAAGUCAACUAAAUCAAAUUGGAUGGUUUCAUGGGCUUCAGGAACAAAUGAAUGUUUAAAACAAUCAAUGCAGGGCAUUGGAGCUCAUAUGUUACCUAUAGCAGCUACUGCUGUAAUGAUAGAGGACAAGAACGGUCAAAGAAUUGCUAUUCCGUUGUCGGAUGCUCCGUAUGGAUUUUACAAAUCUAGUCAUUUGUUUUGUGUGCUUCCACUACCAAUAAAGACUCCUUUUAAUUUUCACAUAAGUGGAUCAUUUGCCGUUACACAAGAUAGGAAUCAACUCUCUAUUGAAACGAGUGAUGCCAAGAAACGUUGUGAAUUUAACUGGAACCAAGCUGUUAUGGAGGAUGCUGUUGUAAAAUCUCUGUUUUCUCUUUUGCAAGGUUUGAAAGAGAAUAAUAUAAAGCCAGGAACAGACCUGCAUCUGCUGUGGCCAGUUUUCAAUUCGCAUGUCGAAGGCUUAGAUAUUUAUAAAGCAACAAAAGAUGGAUUUAUCGCUGAAUUGUUGACGUCUAACCAAGAGGUAAUAUUUCAGUCUGACCUAGAUUGUUGGACAGAAUUUAGCUCCUGCAGAAUGCUUGAUCCACAAUUAUUAAACUCUGAUGUUGGAAAUGUUGCUUAUAAACAUGCUUUACAGUAUCUAAAUAAUCAAGAGAUUAUUCUGAUACAGAUGCCGGAUUGGUUACUUGCCGACUUCAAGGUGACCUCUGGAGAUUCAAUAUAUGAUUACGUAAUCUCCACAGAAAUGUUUUAUGAGAAAGUGUUUUUCCCAUUGGUUAAUCAGGAAAUAAUUCCAGCUAUGGAUCGAAACAAAUUGUUAUUGUAUGCAGUGGACAAAAAUCAUGACAAAAUAAACCAAUUGCUUAUCAACCAUGUUUGCUUUCCAUCAACAAGAGGUAUUCUGAGAAAACCCUGCGAUAUUAUCUUACGACAGAGUCUUUUAAGCAAGUUGUAUAUUCCAGGGGAUGGAUAUUUUCUUGAAUUUAGUAUACAGCAGGAAUUAGAACGUUUUGAACUAUUCAAAAAAUUAGGAAUGCUUUAUGAGAGCCUGCCAGAUGAUCUUAUAAUCGAUCGAUGUGCUUCAGUUGAAAAUUUAUCCAAUAAAUGUGUUGACUGUGCUAUGCAAAGGUGCAAGGAUAUUUUUGAAUAUUUUGAAAGAUACCCUCCGGAAAUGAACACUGAAUUAGUAAAUGCGUUGACUAAGAUGAAAUUUGUACCAGUUAUGAUAAAACCGAAAGAUUGGCCUUUUGAAUGGAAAGUCGUAGCUGGUGCAGAGAAGAAUAAAUCCUGCGGAACAAAACAUAAACUGAAACACAUCUCAGAAAAGAUACGCUUACCGCAAUUCUUUACAAUGGAAUGUCCAGAAAAUUUGUAUUUCGAUGAUUGCAAAGAAUUAAUUUGUUGCACCAAGCUGGUUGCGUAUACAAGGGCUAUUUGCACGAAAAACAUAAACCAAGUCCUGCAAAGUUUAGGUCUUAAAGGGUAUGCGAAAACGGGCAUUCAUUUUGAUCAUGUUGUAGAUCAAAUACAAAUUCUUAUAUCACAAUGUGAUAAAGAAAAAAUAACAUGUCUACGUCCUGUUUUGGAAACUAUUUUGAAAUGGCUCGAUUUUCAUUGUAAAACGUUGGACGAUGAAAGCAAAGAGAAAACUAAAUCACUUUUAGAACCUCUUCAAAGCACUAAAUGUUUGCUGAUAAAUGAAGCAUUAUGGAGUCCAGAUCAAAUAGCCAUAAAUUUUGAAAGCACCUGUCUUCCUGAUCUGGUUGGAAUAAACCAGAAGGAUACAUACUUGAGCAGGUGUAAAACAUUGUUAUCUUUCCUGGACGUUAAAGAUAGAUAUUCAACACAUGAUAUUUCAAAAGUUCUAUUGCGUUUUACAGAGAAAUUUGAUAUCAAAGACCCCCUAGAUAAACAGCAGGUUAUUCAUUACUGUUCUCUUUUAAAUGCUCUUUGCACUGCUUUAAAAGAAGAAAAAACAGAUGAUGGAUUCUACAUGCCAUUGAAAGAUGGCAAAAUUCUUGUACCUGACGAUGAUAACUAUUUACAUCCGGUGCAUUUGUUAUGUCUUAAUGAUGAUUUUGAAAUAGAGAGAUCUGAAUCGAUGACAUUUGUAUGUAAACACAUAUCUCCUGCGGUAGCAACAAUAUUGGGAGUAAAGUCAAAAAAAAGAAAGAAAAUAUCAGAACACCAUAAUGUAAUGAAAUUUGGUCAAAAAGAAGACUUAACUACACGAAUACACAAAUUGUUGGAGGGAUAUCCUGCUGAUGAAGGAAUUUUUAAAGAGUUGUUACAGAACGCUGAUGAUGCAGGAGCAACAGAGAUUCACUUUGUCACUGACUACAAUUACUAUUCAUCUGCAAAAGUGUUUGAUGGAAACUUCAAAGAACUUCAAGGGCCAUCACUUCUUGUUUAUAAUAACAAGUCUUUCAGUGAAUAUGAUUUGGAAAGCAUCCAACUCCUAGGCAUUGGUGGUAAAAAUGAAAAUCCAACCCAAACAGGAAAGUAUGGAGUUGGUUUUAAUGCCGUGUAUCACCUGACAGAUGCGCCAAGUUUUAUAACCAAGGGAGAAAAGAUAGAUAAAGGUAACAGAACUCUUUGUAUUCUUGAUCCUUUAUGCAAAUAUGCUACUACUGCAGACAAGCAAAAUCCUGGAAGUAGAUACUUCAACUUAGAUGGUCUUCAGAGAACAGUCCCCGAUGUAUUUGUGCCAUAUCACGAAGAAGAUCUAAUGGGAGAUGAGGGUACAAUAUUUAGAUUUCCUCUGAGAACAGAAGCGUCAGAGAUAUGGGACAAACCUAUUGAUAUAAAACAUCUGACAACAUUGCUUGGAAAGUUUAAGAAUGAAUCUACUCGUUCUAUGUUCUUCUUGAAUCAUAUUCGCAAGGUCGUAUUUUCACGAAUUGAGAAUGGACAAAUGAUAUCUGAUUAUUCUGUAACAGUUAAAAUGUCUAUGGAAGACAUCAGACAAAAGCAAGCAUUUCACUUGAAACGGCUAAAGGUAGGCGAAAUGAUAAAAGAGAAACAAGAAAUUACAACGGAACCUAUAGUUCAAAUACAAACCAUAAUGAACAUCAGUGUUUUUGACAUAACACGUGAAACUGGAGAUGAAGAUGAAACUUGGUUUGUUGUGGAUAGAAUUGGAUUUAAUGACAGGACAAUUGAUAUAGAAGUAUCACACGCUUACUCGGUUGGUGAAUUAGGUCUGUUGCCUCAAGGGGGUGUAGCACUACCCCUUUCAAAAAUAGCACCAUUACAAUUCAGCGCCUUUUGUGUUUUACCUUUGCCUAUUUAUACUGGUCUUCCAAUGCAUGUCAACGGACAUUUUGCCUUGAAUCAUGAGUCACGGAGAAAUUUAUGGGAAGACAACAAAGAAAGUCUUAAGUCAAUUUGGAACCGAACUCUUAUGUCAUCAGUGAUAGCUCCAUCGUAUAUUGCAGCAAUUGAGAAGCGACGUGAUAUCUGUAAAGAAUGUACAAAAAAUGUCAGUGGUCAGUACCAUAUUCGAAAUCAGCUGGAGACAUACUUUAAAUAUUUUCCAUCCCUAGAAACAGCUGUCGACUCUAAUUGGAAAUUUCUCUGCAUUGAAAUAUACCACCAAGUUUUAGAAAAUAAUCCGUUGUUUCCAACGAUUUCAGAAGUCUUUAAAGAACCAAAUAUGUACAUGGCUUCAUUUAAGGGUAAAGUUGACUGGAUUUGUCUGAAGAAAAAUGAUUCCAACUUUCCAGCAGUAUUUUGUUUAGAUAACAAUCAAUCUAUGGAUCCAAAUUCAGUAGUAAGCAUCAUGAAAUUACUUAACCUUCAUGUUAUUGAUUUAUCAAGUGGUCUUUAUAAAGAAAUGAAGGCAUGUAAAAUCAACGUGGAAAGUGUCACGCCGGAUAUUAUAAUAGCUUUUCUUCUGUCUCAUUCAGAUGUGAAUUCUGAUGCAUGCAAGUUAGUAGGUUUAGGAAAGAGUAUACGUCGUACAACAUUUGAAACAAUUUGGAAUGUGGACAGGCUGCUUAGCUUUUGCAAGAAAAGUGACACUUUUGAUAAACAUUUAUCAGGACUGCCGUUAUGCAUUUCAAAUGAUGACAUACUGAUGGAAUAUUCUGAGGCGACACCUAUGUUUGUCAGUAGACACUGUAACAUAAUGUGUGGGUUAGAAGAAAAGUUUGUCAACAAAAAAAUAUGUCAUCUAAUGGAAGUUAUCAAAUCACCUUGUCUGAAAAAGUUUACUUUACAGGACUUCAAGAUACUGAUUAAAAAUGUUCUUAACCCAAGCAUUUACAGAGAAUCAUCUACAUCAUUGAAUUGGAAUCCAGAUCAAGAAAAUAUUCCAAAUCGAGACUGGCUUAGAAAUGUAUGGAGCUUUUUUGCAGACGUCUCUAAGAUGGAAAAUUCUGAAAAAGAGGACGAAGAUUAUAACAUUUCACAUUGUUUGUCAGACUGGUCCUUACUUCCAGUACGAAUAGGUCAACACCAGAAACUUCAAAGUAUUGGUAUGUCUAAAAAAACAUUAAACAUGGAAUCCUUUAAAACAAACAUUCCUCUGUAUGAAGCUUUACAAAAGAUAGAAAUGCCUGAACUAGACACUGAAAUAUUUUGGAAAUAUUAUGCAAACCCAAAAGAACCAGAAUUCUGUGAGGCUGCAAACAAUGUUGCAGAGGAAUUAUUAGUAUCUUAUAGUAAUUCAAAAGAUGUUUUUGAAUGUUUCGUGUACCACCUUAGACGUUACAAGACGAACAUAUCUGAAGACGAUUGUUCAGCAUAUUUAGAGUAUUUUAAUGAUAAUUAUGAUACCUUGGAGAGAAUGUACACCUCUAGCGAAAUCAAGAAAAGUGUAAGGAGUAUCCCACUUUUUAUUACAUUAGGUGGGUACAACACAGUGAUAGAAAAUAUUCGCACUUCGGUCCUUCUUUUACAUGUUUUACCAACCAACAUUCCCGAUGUUGGAAUAAACGAAUGGGCAAACGCAUCAGGUAUAGUGCUACUGAAGGAAAUCAAAAGGAUACAACAUCUCCAUAUGAAACUUGGAUUUAUUUCUUGCAACCAAUAUGAACUGUAUUCAAAAUUCAUCAUUCCAAACUUUCAAAGCAUGCCACAGUCGGCACAACCGAAACAUCUAGAGUACAUAAGGGAUAAUCUUCUGUUUAAAGGAAUAGAUGGCGAAUUUAGAUCUAUACAAACACAUUUAAUAGAAGAAUUAUCAAAAUGUCCUUUCUUGUUAAAAAACAAUGUGUCACGUCGUGCUGUAGAUUUUUGCAAUCCCCAUAAUGACUUAUUCAGUGUCAUGUGCACAGAAGACAAAUUUCCCCCAUAUCCAUAUAAUGGUAAAGAGUGGGAACAGUUCAUGGAACUCAUUGGAAUGAAAUUAACAGCUACCCCGGAAAUGGUCGUGCAGUUUGCAAAAGAAAUUGCAGAAAAAGGACUGAAUUUAUUGUCAGGAGAAACGAGUGAAAAAUCGAAGUUGCUAGUUAAUCAUCUGUUUAAUCGCGAAAAACUUCUUGACGAAUUAAAGUGCACUCCUCUCCGUGAUGUUAAGCAUGUAAGAUUUAUCGAACCCUUUCAGUUGGACCUCACUGAUCAAUUGUCACGGAUCCACAAACAGUAUCAAAACCGAGUACUGGUAUCUUUUGAGGACUGUACAUUGUAUGAAGACGAUAUUUUGCCACUUGUUUGGACGUCAGCAUAUGUGUUACCCGACUAUGUUUCUUGUAAAUCUGAGAAGACGAAAGAAGCUUUAACCCUUUUAGGAGUAGACGUCUUGCCAAACAUUGGAGUCGUUGUACAAAACUUAAAAAACGUUGCAGUAUCUAUUCAAGACAAAUGUUCUAAUGACUCAGAAUUUGUAACAGAAGAUAGAGCACUAUUUCUUAAAGAUCUUUUUGUCAAGCACUAUAUAUGUUUGCAAAAAAGUGACAUCACAAACACGUGUUUAUUAGAAUUGAAAACAACGCCUAUAGUUUUCUUUAACGAUGAAAAAGUUUGUCUUUCGUGCGAACAAGUUGUUUUACUUCUACAAGAUUAUGAAAUUAUCCAGCCAUACCUUAUGCGCAUUCCAACAGAUUACAUGUAUUGCGCAAAUCUUUUCCGAAAACUUGGUGCUCUAGAGACAACAUCAUCAUUUCAUUUCGCCGACGUUUUACUGUGCCUUCAUCGUGACAGUCUAGAUGGAAACAGCCAACCUAGUAUUCUUGGACCAAAUGAGAAAAAAAAUAUUCUUGUCCCUGCUGUUCGAAACCUGUUUUCAAAAAUUUCAUCUGAAUAUCCCGUCUGUUUAAACUGCACUGAACUGUUUUUACCGAAUCGCCAGUUCAUUUUGCAUUCGUCAAAAUCGUUAAUAGUAGCGGACAAUAAAAAAAUUGAAAAUAGAUCAAAACAAUUUCACGAUGAAAGGUUUUUUGCUGGAUUUGAAAAACUUGACUUGCAGUUUCAAUUUUCAGCAAACACAUUGAAAAUGUUGCCAGAGGAGCUAAAACCAAAGUUUUUGUCUGAAAUACUGAAUGAAAAACUUUUGAUUGCCAUUGAAUGCCAAUCCGGAGAUAAAAUACAAAUGUUGUCACAGUUUGUAAAAACAGAUGAAUUUAUAGAAGGACUACUGCGUUUAGUACUCGAUGAAAAACUAAAAAUUAACUCACAUUUAGGAAUGGACUUUAGGGCUUGCAAUAUAGAUGAAGAGGAGCAAUGUAGGAUUGUAAACCAAAUUGCAAGUUUGAAAUUUCAACAAGUAUCAGAUUUAGAAACUGCACUUUUUUUUGAUGGGCGACAAGUUGAAGAAAGUACUGAAAGGAAGAAAGCUUUUGUAAAGUCAGUAAUGAUUGGUGACACCAAGUCUCUAAUAAUGUACUGUGUUGACAAUGUAAGCGAUUUACAGGAAUGGUUGAGUGAUAUACAGUUUUCUUUUGUAAAACUUCUUGAAAAGAUAACAAGAAGAGGAUUGCGUGUAAACCAGGUCUUUAUUCAUCUCCUUCUUCAUAGCAUUUCUAAUCCAGCCUUAUUAAGUGACAAGCUUGACAGUGAAAAUAUUGUACACUUAAAUUAUGCCAAUGUCUCUUCUGAAAUAUAUCCAGAUCCUGGCACAUUUGUUCCACCUUCAUUACAUUACCUACUUGACAAUUCAUUCUCUGACUUUGAAGUGAACGAUUAUGUGGCAAUGCUCCUUUAUGAAGAAGAGGAAAAUGAGCCCGGACAGUUUGAAGAUGCAAAUUACAUGUAUGCAAAAGUUCUACGAUCCAUUCAUAAUUCUCAAAAUCAUUCAAAAAGUUGUGAUUUUGCACAAUUUGAGGAGAUAUAUUUAUUAGACGUUGGUGAAACAGAAGCAGUAGAGGUGCCAGCGUAUAAAAUUUUCAAAUUUCAUAGAAGGAGACAUUUGAAAUCUAAAGAUAUUGUACCAACAGACAAUGACGCCGCUAGUUCUGCCAACAUGCAAUCAGUCGAUGAUACAAUAAAAGAAGUGAAGAAACAAUUUAUGACAUAUUUAAAAAUAACCGAUGAAACAAAACGCAGACUGUUAAUAAAAAGAUUGCGGGUUACAUGGCAUCCAGAUCAAAACUUUGGAAAUGAAGAUUAUGCUACUAAAGUUUUUCAGUUUAUUGAAAAUCUCAUACGUGAUCUAAAGGAUGGUAAAUUGAUUGACGACGAAUUCAACGAGCAAUCUAGAUAUCGGGGUGAAGAUUUACCAAAAUCACCUUAUUUUGCACAGUCCCCUAAAUAUUAUCAAGACAAUACUCGAUCACACAAUACUUUUGCUCAUGGAGAAAAUAGGGAGAAAGUGUCAAUACCAAGAAAUGCUCGCAAAUGGUUAAGACAGGCUACUUGUGACAGAGAUGCAGCUAAGGCGUUUAUUCCACACGCUAGACCUAUGCAAUCAUUUAACUGGAUUUGCUACCAUUGUCAUCAGUCAGCAGAAAAGGCGUUGAAGGCAAUGUGGUACUAUAUGGACGCUAACAAUGUAUCGCAUAGUCACGCACUGUCUGCAAUUGCCAACGGUUUGCCACAGGAACUACGUGAUCUUGCAAGCGAUAUGGGUGAUAUAGUUGGUUAUCACACCCGAAUGAGAUAUCCUGAUCAGAUCAGCGGUGAUGAUAUUCCAUCAACAAUUUACAGUCAACAAGAUGCUGACCAAUGUCUCAGAAUAGCAAGUGACAUUAUUUCGUUCGUAUCAAAAAUGGUCAAGUAAAAUAUGGGGAAAGUGCUGAACAAACGUUUUGAAUUUUAAAUGCACUCAUAUAUUAUAUUAAGAAAGAAAACAAAAACAAUAAUGAGAAGGUAUCACAUGUAGUGUAUUACAAAAACCACAUAUUAUAGUAGUAUGUUUGCAUUAUUUAUUGUAUUUUUUUAAUAAUGAAACUCAUUUUUUUUUAUUUUGCAUUAAUACAUUACGAUGUACUGGAAAAACAGUAUCACAAAGUAUAUAUAACGGUUGUAUAAGAAAGCUUAGAAUUAUAACAUUAUUUAUCAAACAAAUACACUUUUUAAUACAUAUAUCAACAUGUUUAUUUCUAUUUUUUUUCGAGCUUGCGAUGCAAAGUAUAUUCUACAAGAGAUAAUAUUCACCAAUAUUCAUGAAAUAAAUCUUUUAUCAUGUCUAUCGUAUAGCAAAGCUAAAAAAACGGUUAACAACAUAAUAUGUCAUUUAUGACGUCACUGAUAUUAAGCUUUAUUUGCAUUAAUGCAAUUUAAAAGGGAGAUAACUGUAUUGUAUUUUGAGCUCCGAUGGCUUCAAUUGGUGAUUUGAUGGUCACUAAUUAAGUUUACUAGCGACGCUUAGUGGAGCCAGUAAAGGUGUAUGUGCGACCAUCAAAUCACCAAUUGAUGCUAUCGGAGCUUAAAAUGCAAUAUUGUUAUCUCAUUCUAAUUAAACUGACAGAAAACAACGUCAAAUCAUACAUUUAUAAUCUGUCAUACGUCGUCUGUGCUUGCAUGUACGUUUUCAAAGCAUCAAUUGUGUGAAUUGAUGCCAUGAAAUUUUGAGACGUUAUUCAAUCAAAAUGAAAGUUACAAACUAUGGUGCAUUAGAAUAUUGCAUACGACCUUUUGGUUACGUUAUGUAUGAAAUAUGAUGCUCAUAUACAAUAGUUAGAUUUAUAACCUAAAAGGUAUGUGCAUAUCAUACAUGGUAUGACUCUAAUAUUCAACAUAUAUAAUAUUAUACAAUACAAACUUUAACAUGUUUAAUGCAGUUGUCUUAUUUUUAUUGUGUUUUUGUAUAUAUUUUUUAAAUGCAUAUAACUCUAAUGAUUUGUUGAAAAGAAAAAACUAAUUAACUUUGAUUUUGUUAUUGUUUUUGAUUAACUACCAGCAGUGAAAUGUAUAAAGUUUAAUUUCAAUUGGUAAAGUAUUACCACGAUGAAUAUGAAAUUGACAAAGUCUGUUUUGAUCAGUGGAUUGCGUCGAGGUCAAAGAUCAUAUACCUUCAGAGAUUCACAGUUAUUCAUUAUUAUUUGUUAGUCCUGGUAUGGUGUCCUCGGUCUUGAAGUCCUAAAAAUAAUAACCAAAUAUAAGGUCAUGUUAACUUAAUGACCAUUUGAACUUAAUUUCAAUGUUUGCCCUUUUUUCAAAUGUUUGGCCAAUGACAUCAUAUCCUAAUUGUAACUAAGAUAUUAAAUAAACACUUUGAAGAAACUAGUAAGAUUAUACUUCAAAUAUUUUUAAAAUGCAAAAAUAGCUUAAUGGUUCAAAUAUUUUUUACAUGUAUGAUCAUUUUAGAAAAAAAAUGUCUUCCUUAUUGUGUGUUUAUCAGUUCAGCUUAUCAAUUCAGAAUAGAAAUGCACAAAUAUUUAAUAAAUAAAUAAUUUAUUAUAUAUUUUAAUUAUAUGUUUUUACUUACGUUUCAUCUAUUAUACGCCCGUUUAUGGGACGUAUUAUGGUAUAUCGUUGUCCGUCCGUCCAUCGUCAACAUUUCGGACAAUAACUCAAAAACGCUUUAACCAAUUUGAAUAAAACUUUGGUGAAUUGUUAAUAUCUAUUGACUUGAGCUCCCUUUCGAUUUUUAUAAAUUUUAUAUUUUACGUUUUUGAGUUAUGGGUUUUUAUUCAUUAUUCAUUAAAAAGGGGUAUUUUCCAGUUUUCGGACAAUAACUCAAAAAAGUGCUUUGAGCAGUUUUAAUCAUUUUUUGGUGAAAUGUUCAUAUCAGAUGACGUGAGUUCCGUUUUGAUUUUGAUAAAUUUUAAAUUAUACGUUGCCGAGUUAUUCAUUAAAAAAAGUUUGUUUUCCCCGUUUUCGGACAAAAACUAAAAAAUGCUUUGAGCGGUGUUCAUGAAACUUUUGUAAAUUGUUUAUAUCUAUUGGCGUGAGCUCCCUAUUGAUUUUUUAUCAAUUUUAGAUUUUACGUUUCCGAGUUAUAGGGUUUUAUUCAUUAAAAAAGACGAUUUCCAGUUUUCGGACAAUAACUCAAAAGUGCAUUGAGAAGUUCACAUUAAGCUUUAAUUUACUGACUAGUUUAUAUCUAUUAAAAUAACUAAAAUAAGUUUUUUUUUUAUAAAUUUCUGAAAAGGCAUUUAGUAGUUAUGGAACUUUAUUCUUUGAAAAAUUGACGGGCGUAUCAUGCGCUCAUGGCGCAGAUUUCAUUACAAUACCUGUAAGUAUUGUUGAUUUCAUAGUUUUAUAGUUUUUAUUAAAAGAAAAAUUAUUACAGUA